Molecule: messenger RNA, 1980 nt
Organism: Chrysoperla carnea
Lineage: Eukaryota; Metazoa; Arthropoda; Insecta; Neuroptera; Chrysopidae
Product: nucleoprotein TPR-like
Exons: 4
Coding region: 1-1980 (659 amino acids)
Source: RefSeq, a predicted model, not a curated record
AUGGAACAAAUUAUUAUGAAUUAUGAAAAUCAAAUCAAAUCAUUACAACAAUUACCAUUAAAACUUGAUCAAGCACAAUAUACGAACUUGCAACAAUUAACGAUUGAUCGUAGCCAAUGUACAAGCUUACAACAAAUAGAUGAAAGUCAAUGUACAGCGGAUGAUAAUAAUGAAUUCGAAAAUGAAAUUACUUGUAUGUUGUUACAUGAUAUUGAAUAUAAAACUGUUGAAAUUGAGCACGAUGAAGAAGAGCUCCAACAACUUAGAUCACAAUCAAUGGAUUCAACGUUUAAUUCAAUUUGUGAACAAAUUAACGAGAUUGUUAUUCGUUGUGAAUCAGAACAUAAUUCAGUUAUGCAUGUUGAUCUUAAUAAACAAAUUAUUGAUUUAAUAAAAAGUAUUGAAUAUAAACGUAACGAAAUUGAAUACAUUCAACAUGAAUUAAAUGUUUUAAUUAUAAAUAAUGAGGAUAAUGAGCAGAUUGAAUGUAAUAUUAAUGAAAUUAUACGUUUACACGAUAUCAUUGAACAAGAUUUACAUGAAUUAAACGAUUUAAAAAUACAACGAUUACCUGUUCAUGGUGGAAUAUCAUCAGUUUCGUGUAUUAAAGGUGAUAAAUAUAUAUUAUCAAUUCGUACUUUACAAGAAUUAAUUGAACAAAAUCAAAAAUAUGUAAAUCGUAUAAAAGAUCAAAAAACACAAAUAUCUCAAGAUCAAAUGCAAUAUAGAAAUCGAGUUUAUCAUUUACAAGAAAUAAAUGAAAAAUUAUCGACUGGUUCAAUAUCAACACAUCUAGAUCUUGAGACAACAAAAAUUGUUAAUGAUAUUUGUGAUUUAUUGACAAAAGUUGAAUCAGCUCAACGUAGUUUAGAGCAUUGUGCAAUACAUUUAUCACAGUUAUUACAUAAUUAUCAAACAAUGAAACUUGAUAACGCUAAAGAAAUUGAACAAAUGGAGAAUGAAAUUAAACAAUUUAAUCAUAUUAUAAAAAUAUUAGAACGAUGUAAAGAAAUUGAAGAAAAUGAUGGUAAUGAUGUUGGCAAAUAUUUAACUGAAAUUGAAAAAUUAAAACAAAAAGUUGAUGAAUUACAAAAGAAAUUGGAACAAUCGGGGAAUAUGGUUGUUUAUAUGGAUGCAAUAAAACAUUUACAUUCGCAUAUUUCUAAAUUAGAUCAACAAAAUCGUGAAAGGGAUCGUAUUGAACUUCAUCAAGAAAUGACAAUGAAUUAUAUACAAAAAUUAACGCAUGCUGUUGAUAAAUUACAUCCAUCUAAGAAAGGUGAAUCAACAUCAAUCGCUCAACAAAAUAUACAAAUUGAUAUACCAAAAUCAGUUGAAUAUGAUCGAGUAGAAAUAUCAUCAGAUAUACCUAUUGAAGUGUACAAUUUAAGAGUUGAUAAUGAAGAAUUAAAAACAACACAAGAAGAUUUACUAACACAAAUGAGAUCAAUUGAAGAUGAGAAUAGACAAUAUCGUGAAGAUAUCGAUGCGUUACAAUUGAAAUAUCAAACAGCACUUCAAGACAAUGAAGCGUUACAAUUAAAGUAUGAAAAUGCAAUACAAGAUCUAGAAAGUUGCAAUGCAAAUUCAAAUAACAUAACAGCACAAUAUGAGGAGAAAGAAUCAGAAAUUAAUAAAUUAAAAGAACAAAUUUCACAUUUACGAACACAAUUAGAUACAAUUAUCGAAGAGAAUAUUCAUUUGAUAAAAAUUAAUCAAAACGGACAAAGUGAGCAGCAAAAUAAUUAUCCACAAGAAACACUUAGUACUGGCUAUGAUGCAGAGGAAAGUGUUAAAAAAAUUUUAUCAAAUCAAACACAACAUCAGAACUAUAUUGAUGAACUAGAAAAACGUAUUGAAAACUAUGACUUUAUAAUACAAACCAUUGGAACUGAUGGACAUUUUACUCAUUUAUUUUUAAUGAUCGGUGAAUCGAUUCGUGCUUUAGAAGGAAAAUUACGUGAUUUGAUGAGAACCUAA